This is a messenger RNA of Theileria orientalis strain Shintoku, 132 nucleotides long. RefSeq lists its product as hypothetical. The record is from RefSeq and is a predicted model, not a curated record. Lineage: Eukaryota; Apicomplexa; Aconoidasida; Piroplasmida; Theileriidae. The coding region runs from base 1 to 132 and encodes 43 amino acids. The transcript is spliced from 2 exons.
AUGUUAUGGUACGUGAAGAAACACUACAUUAAAGUAAGAGCAAUUGGAAACUUGGUGCUUUACAUUAUUCGACUGGUGUACUUUUUUGUACUCAGGGAUAGUCUUAGACGUCACCAUUUGAGCGAAGACUAA